GUUCGCCGUCGUGACGUCACUCGCCGGACUCCGGGCUGCUCGAGGACGGGACGGGCCGGGGGGCGGCCAGCGGCGACCUUUUCUCUUUAUUUUUCCCUCAUCUUCUCCCUAAAAAACACCCUCGUCGUCCCCGAAACGCACCGAACGGGCUUCCCGCGGCCGGAGAGCACCGUCACCGGCGGGAUUGCGGCGAAAGGGCUCGCGGCCUCCGCGGGAAAGUUUCUGACCGGCGCUCGUGACAGCGGCGGGAAUCUCGCGCGCCUCCGGGAUUUCACGAGACGGGGAUCCGGCGGCUACCAGCGCGGUUAACGGAGAAACAACGUCAAAUACGGUCGAGGUUUGCGGGGAAAUAUAAAUAGAGCGAAAGGCAGCGCCGGAGAGCCGCAGCGCCCCCGCCGGUAAACUCACGGGAAACUCACGGGAAACUCUUCAGCGACACACCGGCGAGCAGCGGAACUCGGAGAAGGAUGGCCGCCUCAGUGAAGGUAGCGGUGAGAGUUCGGCCUUUUAACUCCCGUGAAACCAGCAGAGAUGCUAAGUGUGUCAUACAGAUGCAGGGAAACACCACCUGUAUCUUUAACCCCAAACAGCCCAAAGAUGCAGCCAAGAACUUCAGCUUUGAUUAUUCAUACUGGUCUCACAGCACGGAGGAAGACCCAGCUUUCGCGUCCCAGCGGCAGGUGUAUCUGGACAUCGGCGAGGAGAUGCUGCUUCAUGCCUUUGAGGGAUACAACGUGUGUAUUUUCGCCUACGGUCAGACCGGAGCAGGGAAGUCCUACACCAUGAUGGGAAAACAAGAGCCUGGACAGCAAGGCAUCAUUCCACAGAUGUGUGAAGAUCUGUUCAAGCGCACCAGUGAGAACACCGACCCUGAUCUGUCCUACUCUGUAGAGGUGUCCUACAUGGAGAUCUACUGCGAGCGAGUGCGUGAUCUGCUCAACCCUAAGAGUAAAGGAGCGCUGCGGGUGCGAGAGCAUCCUAUCAUGGGCCCGUACGUGGAGGACCUGUCCAAGCUGGCCGUCACCUCCUAUCAUGACAUCAGAGACCUGAUGGACGCCGGGAACAAGGCCCGGACGGUGGCAGCCACGAACAUGAACGAAACCAGCAGCAGAUCACACGCCGUCUUCACCAUCGUCUUCACUCAGCGCCGCCGAGAUCAGCUGACCAGCCUCGACACGGAGAAGGUCAGUAAGGUGUGUGUGUGUGUGUGUGUGUGUGUGUGUCUGUUGACGUCUCUCUCUCUCUCUCUGCAGGUCAGUAAGGUGAGUCUGGUGGAUCUGGCGGGCAGUGAGCGAGCGGAUUCCUCCGGAGCUAAAGGCGUGAGGUUAAAGGAAGGUGCUAAUAUCAAUAAAUCUCUGACCACGCUGGGGAAGGUCAUCUCUGCUCUGGCUGAAAUGCAAAACAACAAAAGAAGGAAAAGUGAGUUCAUCCCGUACAGAGACUCCGUGCUCACCUGGAUACUGAAAGAGAACCUGGGUGGUAAUUCUCGUACGGCUAUGAUUGCGGCUCUCAGUCCUGCAGAUAUUAAUUAUGAGGAAACGCUCAGCACUCUCAGGUAUGCUGACCGUGCCAAGCAGAUCCGUUGUAACGCUGUAAUUAACGAGGAUCCAAACGCUCGUCUGAUCAGAGAACUGAAAGAGGAAGUGAACCGACUCCGAGACCUGCUGCUGUCUCAAGGACUGAGCCGGCUGGCUACUGCUCCAGCUGCUGAAGUCAAUAAUAACCAUGUGGGCGUCACUCUAAUGCCUGCUGACCCCGCCUCCAACGGAGUCCCGCCCACUUCCACACCUGUCCCGAGAGAAGGCCCCGCCUCUGAGAGUGACCCCGCCUCUCUGGAUGGCCACACCCAAUUAGAAGAGUUUCAGGGCGAGAUGAUCACCAAUGAGGAGGCAGUGGAGAGACUGAAGGAAACAGAGAAGAUCAUUGCUGAGCUGAAUGAGACGUGGGAGGAGAAGCUGAGGAAGACAGAGUCUAUACGUCUGGAGAGGGAGUCGAUUCUGGCAGAGAUGGGAGUGUCCAUUAAAGAGGAUGGAGGAACUGUGGGAGUGUUUUCACCAAAAGGGACUCCUCACCUGGUGAAUCUGAACGAGGAUCCGCUGAUGUCUGAGUGUCUGCUGUACUACAUCAAAGAGGGCGUGACCAGGGUUGGUCAGAAGGACGUGGACAUCAAGCUCAGCGGUCAGUUCAUUAAAAAGCAGCACUGUGUGUUUUACAGCUACAUCAACCAAAACGGAGGAGUGGACGUGACCCUAGAGCCGCUGGAGGGGGCGGAGACGUACGUGAACGGGAAGCAGAUCAGCGAGUGUGUGCUGCUCAGACAGGGCCACCGUAUCGUGAUGGGCAAGAGCCACGUGUUCCGCUUCAAUCACCCGGAGCAGGCCCGUCUGGAGCGGGAGCGCAGCAGCUGUGUGGAGCAGCAGGGAGAGCCGGCCGACUGGAACUACGCCCAGAGAGAGCUGCUGGAGAAACAGGGCAUCGACAUCAAGCUGGAGAUGGAGAGGAGGUUACAGGAUGUGGAGGUUCAGUAUCGGAGAGAGAAAGAGGAAGCAGAUCUACUGCUGGAGCAACAGAGACUGUACGCAGAUUCAGACAGUGGAGAUGAUUCAGACAAGCGCUCAUGUGAAGAGAGCUGGAGACUCAUCUCGUCUCUGAGAGAGAAGCUGCCAGCUAACAAGGUUCAGUCUAUAGUGAAGCGCUGUGGUUUACCCAGCAGUGGCAAACGUCGCGAGCCGCUCCGCGUCUAUCAGAUCCCGCAGCGCAGGCGCAUCAGCAAAGACCCGCAGCAGGUGACCAUGAGUGACCUGAAGCUGCAGGCCGUGAAGGAGAUCUGCUACGAGGUGGCCCUCGGAGACUUCCGGCACUCGCGGCGUGAGAUGGAGGCGCUGGCCAUCGUCAAGAUGAAGGAGCUCUGCCGCAUGUACGGCAAGCGAGACGCGGCCGAGAGCGAGUCGUGGAAGGAGGUGGCUCAGGACGUGUGGGACACGGUGGGCAUCGCGGACGAGCGCUCGCUGGACGCCGCUGACGGAGAGAGAGGAGCCUACGACCUCAGAGCACACAUCGACAAGCUGACCGACAUCCUGCAGGAGGUCAAAGAGCAGAACAACAUGAAGGACGAGGAGAUCAGAGCCCUCCGAGACCGCAUGAUGAAGAUGGAGAGCAUCAUCCCUGCAGUGCAGCAGGAUGAUGAUAAUGAUGAUGAAUCCGAGGAACUGCCUUUGAACGGCGACCAGGGGCAGGGCGAAGACCCGGAGGGGCGGGGCUCUGUGGAGCUCCUCCCUAAGGAGGAGCGAGUGUCACGUCUGAUGGAAGAAGACCCCGCCUUCCGCAGGGGCCGCCUGCGCUGGCUCAAGCAGGAGCAGAUGCGUCUGCACAACCUGCAGCAGCAGCAGAUCACCAAGCGGCUGCGCAGAGGGGGCGGGGCCGGGGGCGGGGCCGGCGAGGGCGUGGUCCACCUUCCCGGAACGGGGCGCUUCAUUCCCCCUCAGGACUGCAAGCUGAAAUUCCCCUUUAAGAGCAACCCGCAGCACCGGCUCUCCUGGGGCCCGAACGCCUCCGUCACUCUGGACGAUCUCAAAGACGAGCUCAACGAGGGACGAGGUCCCGCCCCCAGCGUGCCAUUACUUCCUCUGCCGUUCCAACUGCCGGUCGUCAUGCGUGCGCCCUCUCCCAGUCGCCCCUGGCAACCUCCCCAAUACGGCAACGGUAACUACGGCAAUGGCAAUCCGUUUCCCCAGCAACAGUGGCGCUACAGGCGCAACUCGCUGGACGGCUCCAGCGUGCCCGGCAACCAGGGUUACUAUAGCAACGGGCACCACAACCAUAACGGCGCGCAGCAUCCGGGACGCGGUCGCUAUCGCCGACAGUCGCCGGGUCCCUGCUCACGCGGCGAGGGGGCGUACGCUCAACCGUACGUCAAUCAUCAGCGGCCCGCCUUCCAGACUCUACCGCACGCGCUCUCCGAUCAACCGCACGGCAGAAACCAAAAACCACAGGGCUACGUCACUCCGCCACGUAUGAGACGGCAGUACAGCGCCCCCGACCUGAAGAGCAAAGAAACGCCCGUCUGAUGCCUGCGCCUUCACUUACCAUGUCAUGAAACACACAACGUCUUGUUUUAAUGGGUUACUUAACAGUCUCCGACAAGGACCGCCCACUUUUGACAGGAAGAGAGCGUUUGACUGACAGCUAAAAUCUGUUCGCGGCGAGAGCGAUAGCUAUGAGGAGUUUAAUAUUCACUUUUAAGGUGGACUCACGUUCAUCAAGUCGCUUCUAUAGGAAUCUACUCAACUGGGAAGUUUUUUGCGCUAAAGAUUUCGUAGGUUCAAGGUAAACUUGCUGGGUUGACCAACAAAAAGCUUCUGGGAUUAAAGCGAUUCUUUUGUAAGAGACAACGGACCUAUUUUUGGUCUUUGAAAUUUUCAAGUGAGACCGUGCUUGAAGCAGUGUUUUAUAUAUCUCUACACUCUACGAACUUCUUCGUUUGUUCAUUUUCGAUGUGUUUUGCUAACGUAACCAUCGCUUGCGUAACAACUAGAAAGAUAAGUUCUGCACGAGUCGUUCUGAUGGGAAUCUUUACUGCGAAUGAUUUCCCAAACGCACUGACCAACAAAAAACCGUUUGGAAUAAAAGCCAUUUCUUGGUUUGUCAAAGACAGCUGUCCUUUUUCGACCUGUGGAAGUUAGUCAAGAUCCUGUCUCUGAGCAGUCCUUCAUGUAUCCCCACACUUUUCAUGAUCCACAUCACAGCUAUAAUGAUAAUAACACGGAGCAAUCGUGUUGGGAUCACUUCAAACACUGACAACCAAUCAGAAUCCACCUGAGCUCGAGCAUCUAAAGAGACGGAUGACUAAAGUGCAGCUUCGUUUACUGCGAGGAAGGCCUUAUCUUACUAUUUUUUAAGAUACGUUUUUAGUCAAAAUCGAAAAUUUCUUAAAUCUACGAGUAUUUUCUUACCCCGCUGGCAGAUCAUUUGAACCUGUUUUAAGCAAAAUAAACCUAAUUCAGGUUUCUGUCAGCUGGAAACAAGAUAGUUAGCUAUCGUUAUAAUUAUAAUAAUUAUCGUUCUCGGCAUGAACAGGUUUUUAGUCUCGUGACUCCCGGUCGGCCAAUCAGAUUACAGCUUGUGGUUUUUCCAAAGCUCUCAUUAUUAUAAGUGCAAUAUGCAUGUGUGGGCGGUCCGAGACUAGUUAACCCAAACCCUGUUAACCCACGGUCCCCGUCUGUGUGUUCGGUGUUGUUAGUUUUGGGUAUGUUCAGCCUCAGUGUGCCUUAAUGAGACACCGAUAAUAACCUGAGAUCCCCGAAGGGAACGGAGUGUGUGAGUGUGUGUGACGCUGAUGAUUAACUGAGAUCUGAGGAGCUUUUGAUGCCGAUUCAUGGAUGUGAUUCUUUUGAACCGGUUCUUGCAAAUGAUUCGUUCGCCUGAUUCGACUCCAAACAGCUUGAAGGAAUGUUCUGGCUUCAGUACACGUUCAGAUGCUGCUAGAAUAACUCAUAUUUCAUAUUAUUAUCAUUUCAGUAACGAUCUUUAGUGCAAUAAACUGAGCCAGACGAUCAGAAGAGUUCACCUCGUUUACCAGAGAUCGGCAUUUAACCAGAAAUGUUUCAAACCUCACUGAACGAAUCAAAUCAAGAAGCAGUUCACCGGAACGAACCGGCUGAAUCAAACGAUUCACUGAAAUGAUUCAGACUGCAGAGCUUGUAGGGCAGGAAGGAGUUUACUGACAGAUGAUGGUGAAAGUGACGUGAGAGUUCAAAGGUCAAUGAACUGGACAUGUGCGGUGAAGAAGCGAGUCGUGUGAGUUUUCCAGUUUUUUUUAAGGGUUUCUGUGGGUUUUUUGGCGAGUGAACGUGCUGAUGGCAGACAUAUUUAGAGUAUUUAUUUGGAUUGUGAUUCCUGUGGUUUGAUCCGGUCCUGCGGCGCGCUGUCGUCAUGGUAACUGGGGCCGGGGUCAUCGCGAGACACCUUCUGGACAAUCUGCUGAUUGUGUUCUGAUGAUGAAGAUGAUGAUGAUGAUGUCUCUUAUUUACACUCUUUUUUUGACACAAUAUGAUGUUUUUUAGUGUCCUCUUCUCUUCUUGGGUUUGAUUGUGAUUUAAUAGAGUAGUGUGUGUUGGUGUGUGAGGAGUGCACACACACACACACACACACACACACACACACACACA
This is a messenger RNA of Puntigrus tetrazona (Sumatra barb), 6167 nucleotides long. Its product is annotated as kinesin-like protein KIF1C. Gene Ontology annotation, biological process: vesicle-mediated transport; cytoskeleton-dependent intracellular transport; microtubule-based movement. NCBI's taxonomy places the organism in Eukaryota, Metazoa, Chordata, Actinopteri, Cypriniformes, Cyprinidae. The transcript is spliced from 23 exons. The record is from RefSeq and is a predicted model, not a curated record. Bases 468 to 4067 code for a protein of 1199 amino acids. Gene Ontology annotation, cellular component: kinesin complex; dendrite; microtubule. Gene Ontology annotation, molecular function: microtubule binding; ATP binding; ATP hydrolysis activity.